This is a messenger RNA of Pneumocystis murina B123, 1928 nucleotides long. RefSeq lists its product as hypothetical. Gene Ontology annotation, molecular function: RNA polymerase II cis-regulatory region sequence-specific DNA binding; protein binding; DNA-binding transcription factor activity, RNA polymerase II-specific. Lineage: Eukaryota; Fungi; Ascomycota; Pneumocystomycetes; Pneumocystales; Pneumocystaceae. Bases 129 to 1877 code for a protein of 582 amino acids. The record is from RefSeq and is a predicted model, not a curated record. The transcript is spliced from 5 exons. Gene Ontology annotation, biological process: regulation of transcription by RNA polymerase II.
AAAAAGCAUCUUUAAGGACUUUGUAGGUAAUUAAUUCAUGCAAAAAAAGUCGAGGCUUUUUAGCCAACAAAUAAUAUUAAAUAUAUAUCUCUGAGUCAAUAUAAAAAGCAUAGAUAUAUCAAUAAAAAAUGCUUUUGAAUCAUAAUUCAUCAGAAAAAAGUCCAUCUACAAAGAAGCAGAAGUUAAAUAAUUCAACUAUAUCUCCGGUAAAUCCUCAGGAAAUUAAUGAGAUUAUAAGCAAAUUAUCUAUGCCACUGCAUCCUGUUCGCGUUGAACAACAGUAUGCCAAUUGUCAAAAUGCUGCAAAUUAUACUGGUGGUGUUCAAGCAUAUGCAAAGCUUGCUGGAGCAACAUGGACGUAUUAUGUCAAAGCACUUAAUGUUACAAUAGGCAGGGAGCCCGAUCAUACAACAUCUAAAAACGAUAUUGAUCCGAAAUUUGAUAUUCAUGUUGAUCUAGAUCUUGGCCCUACCAAAAUUAUUAGUCGGAAGCAUGCAGUCAUUGAAUAUGAUCUUCAAAGACGAUUUUGGGAGUGUAUAGUCUAUGGAAGAAAUGGCCUUAAAAUUGAUAAUAAACUCUAUAAAAAUAACAAAAGAAUAAGACUCUCUAAUGGAAAUAUUCUCGAAAUUGGUGGUGUUCAAAUGAUGUUCGUAUUACCAGAUUCAGUUCCAAAGAUUUCUAUAAAUGCUCUUAAUUAUAACAGAGAUGAUAUUAUAUACGAUGAAUAUAACCAGGUUCAAAAAAAAUCUCAUAAUAUCAAAAAAACAUCAUUUUCAUCGGGCUAUAAAAAAUCUCAUAACGAAUCCUGUCGAAAUAAUUCAUUGUCUAUGCUUUGUUUUUCUACAUCUUCUACAGAUUAUAAAAAUAACGAUAUUACUCCUGAGAGGGAUUUAAGUCUCGAUUCAUCGAAAGAUAUUAAACCUCCAUAUAGCUAUGCUACAAUGAUUGCUCAAGCAAUUAUGUCAACCGAAGAGGAAAAGUUAACAUUAUCUGGCAUUUAUUCAUGGAUAUCAAGCAAUUAUGCAUAUUAUAGAUUUUCCAAAAGUGGAUGGCAAAAUUCCAUAAGGCAUAAUCUUUCGCUUAAUAGAGCUUUUCGUAAAGUUCCUCGUCGUGCAGAUGAACCAGGAAAAGGAAUGAAAUGGCAAAUAACUCCUGAAUACCGCGAUGAGCUUAUAAAAAGAACAAAAAAACAAGGGAUGCAUCGAAAAAUUAAAUCUAUCAAUUCAACACUAGAUACAAAUUCUCUAAAUUCCAAAAUAUCACCAAUUUUAUUAGAAUCAUCAAUUCAUAAUAAAACGAUUUUGGAUCCACCUUCAACUCCCAUUUCUUCAAAAUACUCUAGCAUAAGAAAUCAAAAUGGUUUUUUUCCGGGAGAUACAACAAAUUAUGAUUCUCAUUCCAACUUAUUUUUUUAUGGAAAUCAAACAAACACAAUCAUUACAACCCCCCCUAAUAUAGCUUCACCUAUAGAUUCAUAUAAACAUGCAUGUAUAAUAAAACAACCAAACUUCUUUACACCGGAUCAUGGCGGAUUUACCUCAAAAGAAUCACUAUUAGUAUCAUCAAAUCAUGGCAUAAAUCAUCAUUCGUAUUAUCCCACAUCAUCUCCUGCACCUUUUUGGCGCUAUAUGGUCAGUUCUUCUAUAAAUAAUACGCCAAAUAAAAGUUCUGAAAAUCAUACUUAUUCUUGUUAUUCAUCACCACCCGCAUCUGUCUCCCAUAAAAUAGAGACAUUUGCACAUGACUUGGCAGAAUUAAAUACUAUGGAAAAUAUUCUUGAUCUUCAGGGUGUAGAUUUGGCUAAAGGUUUUGAAAAUAUUAGUAAAUGGAGAGAAAACCAAUUACAAAAUAUGGUACUUAAUGAUUCACGCUCAUAGUUUCCUGAAUCAUUCUUAAUUUCAUAAAUACAUAUACCAAUUAUUUAUAGU